Camponotus floridanus (Florida carpenter ant) is the source of this 621-nucleotide messenger RNA. RefSeq lists its product as uncharacterized. The transcript is spliced from 2 exons. The record is from RefSeq and is a predicted model, not a curated record. Bases 26 to 400 code for a protein of 124 amino acids. NCBI's taxonomy places the organism in Eukaryota, Metazoa, Arthropoda, Insecta, Hymenoptera, Formicidae.
GCUCUCUUCGAGAGAUGGAACAGCGAUGGAUCAUCGCGGAGCGUGCAGAAUAAGAGGGGAAGGGGGGACAGAAGGUCCGGCGAGACCAUCUGGAAGGGGUGAAGUGCCAUCGAAACGGAGAAGGGUGGUUCCAGCUCCGACGAAGUUACUCCGCGAAUUUACGAAUUCAGGAGACGAAGCGACGAGCAGAGCUUGGAAGUCUGGGCGAGCAAGCGAGCGAGCGAGUAUGAGAUAUGGUGUUUUCUUCCUCGGGACGCUCUUUGUAUCACGUCUACGCACGCACAUUAGUCGAGUCUUGAUCGUCAAGCGACCCUGGGACACGAGCGUAACACGCGAUCUUCUUGUUAAGAGCGUUAUACGCCGUCAAAACCGACAUAAUGUCAGCGUCGCCGGCAUAUGAGAUGGGUGUGCUGAAAAUAUCGGAGGACAAAAAAAAGGCCGCGGACUGUGAUUUAUCGUCGAGUGCCGUUAAUCGACGGCACGGGACCAUAGAGCUCGAAAUUUUGAUGAGCGAGCAUUUUAUUCAACUCGAAGAACUCGCAAUCUCGACCGAACAAAGCAGUAUCGCAUGGAUAAGUAUUUUUUGUAAAUAUAAUUUAAACAUGUAGGGGAGAGGUGCUA